ACUGAUCAGGAUCUAGCUCCAGUGUUUAUCCAGCAUGGAGUCUUUAAGAGAAGCAAACUAAACUCGGCUAAACGGUUAUAAACUUGUAUCUUUGAGACGCUUUUUGGUGAAUUUUAUAGCGGGAUUUUAUUUGAAUUAAAACGACGCGGGCACUGACUUUUAAAAUCAUGUCCUCUGCCUGUGCCUCUGUAAUUGAUGAUAUUGAGGACAUGGUGUCCUCCAGCGAUUCGGCUCCUUUACAGCUUCAGCGCUCCAGCGGCAGACAGUCCGUCAUUCCCCGAGUGAGAAAACGCAAAAACGUCGCAGCCAACGAGGAGCUGCAGGUGGACAGUGUGAUUCCUGGCACACAGAAAGUGUGGUUAAGGACGUGGGGCUGCUCACAUAACAGCUCAGACGGAGAAUACAUGGCCGGACAAUUGGCUGCAAGCGGCUAUAAGAUGACAGACGACCCGUCCGAUGCUGAUGUUUGGCUGCUCAACAGCUGCACUGUCAAAAACCCAGCUGAAGAUCACUUCAGGAACAACAUCAAAAAGGCUCAGGAGCAAAAUAAGAAGGUGGUGGUUGCAGGAUGUGUUCCUCAGGCUCAGCCUAGGAUGGACUACCUCAAGGGCCUGAGCAUUAUCGGGGUCCAGCAGAUCGAUCGUGUGGUGGAGGUGGUGGAUGAAGCAGUGAAAGGUCACUCUGUACGUCUGCUGGGUCUAAAGAAAGAUAAUGGGAAGCGGCUCGGCGGCGCUCGAUUGGAUUUGCCGAAGAUUAGGAAGAAUCCGCUGAUUGAAAUCAUUUCCAUCAAUACAGGAUGCUUGAACGCUUGCACGUAUUGCAAAACCAAACACGCGCGAGGAGACCUGGCCAGCUACCCUAUCGAAGAACUGGUGGAACGAGCCAGACAGUCCUUCCAGGAGGGAGUGUGUGAAAUCUGGCUGACGAGCGAGGACACGGGGGCUUACGGGAGGGACAUCGGUACGGAUCUCCCCACACUGCUAUGGGAGCUGGUGAAGGAGAUCCCUGAUGGCUGCAUGCUCCGCCUGGGCAUGACCAACCCACCCUACAUCCUUGAGCACCUGGAGGAAAUGGCAAAGAUCCUGAGUCACCCGCGAGUGUACGCCUUCCUGCACGUCCCUGUCCAGUCAGCGUCUGACAGUGUGUUGAUGGACAUGAAGAGAGAGUACUGCUGUGAUGACUUCACACACGUUGUCGACUUUCUGAAGGACAGGGUUCCAGGCAUUACCAUCGCCACUGACAUCAUUUGUGGCUUUCCGGGAGAGACGGACGACGACUUCAAGCUGACGAUGGAACUGGUGAGAAAGUACCGCUUCCCAAGCCUUUUCAUCAACCAGUUCUACCCACGACCCGGAACUCCCGCAGCCAAGAUGGAGCAGGUCCCGGCUCAUGUGAAAAAACAAAGAACCAAGGAGUUGUCUGCGUUGUUCCACUCAUAUAACCCUUAUGACCAUAAGGUUGGAGAGAGGCAGAGCGUGUUGGUCACAGAGGAAUCAUUUGACGCUCAGUACUAUGUCGCCCACAACAAAUUCUACGAGCAGGUUCUAGUUCCCAAAAAGCCAGAGUUUAAAGGAAAAAUGAUAGAGGUAGACAUCUUCGAAGCAGGGAAGCACUUCCUCCGGGGUCAGCCGCUAGAGGACUCCACAGUUAUCACGCCAUCCAUCAACCAACCAUUGAAGAAGGGAGAAAUCUCCGGCCUCAGCCAGGAACUGAAAGGUGCGAGUCAGAACGGUGGCCCUGCCCCCCUGCAAUUGACCUGUUCCUCAUGGAACCUGGAUGGCCAAGGACUAAAACUCUCAGUAGGAUUGGCUCUGCUGGCUAUUGUAGUGCUUUUAAUCUUUGAGAAACUUCAGUGACAUUGAAACAGAGCCCGACGUACGUACACACACACACACGUGCUUAUUGUGUGUGUGUCUGCGUGUGUGUGUGAAUGACAAGAUCUGCCAAACGUCACACAUCAGCCAAGCAUCUGUGAGUUGAGGUCAGAGUGAGGUGAUGUUCAUGAGCUUUUGAUUUCACUGAAAUAACUAAAGGACACGGCGAAGGAUUUUACUCUUUAUUGUGAAGUUCGCCUUCACCACAUAAAACUGUUCUGUACUCUUUUUUCAGCUCUUUAUUUAAAUAACGUGAUCUUUUUUAAAUCUGUUGAAGGCACACAUUUUAGAAAUCAAGCUACAAGGACAUCCUGAAAAACAUUAUUGACUUUUUAUUUUCUUUUAAACUGAUGUGUAUGGGGUUUUCUUUUGUUAGGUUUUUUCUUUUUUUUUUGGACAAAAGCAAACUGCAAGGUCAUCAUCUCUGUCCUGCGUACCGUACAUCAUCCUCAUUAAACAAAACUCCACACUC
This is a messenger RNA of Silurus meridionalis, 2346 nucleotides long. It is a transcript of the gene cdkal1, whose product is annotated as CDK5 regulatory subunit associated protein 1-like 1. Bases 168 to 1856 code for a protein of 562 amino acids. NCBI's taxonomy places the organism in Eukaryota, Metazoa, Chordata, Actinopteri, Siluriformes, Siluridae. The transcript is spliced from 15 exons. The record is from RefSeq and is a predicted model, not a curated record. Gene Ontology annotation, cellular component: endoplasmic reticulum. Gene Ontology annotation, biological process: tRNA methylthiolation. Gene Ontology annotation, molecular function: tRNA (N(6)-L-threonylcarbamoyladenosine(37)-C(2))-methylthiotransferase activity; 4 iron, 4 sulfur cluster binding.